AUGUCUCCCAAAGUCACAAUAACACACCUAUCGGACCUAACACCCCCCUCCCAAGAACGAACCUGGCUCACAGCCCCGCACCCAACCCUCCCAAUAGUCGCAACAUGUAGUUCAGACAAGACCAUCCGAGUCUACUCCCUCACAAACUUCACCCUCCUCUCCACAAUCACCGGAGGCCACAAGCGCUCCGUCCGCACAGCAGCAUGGAAGCCACACAUGGCGGGGGAGUCCGUCCUAGCGACGGGCAGUUUCGACGCAACAGUCGGCAUCUGGCGUCGAUGGGAUAAUUACGGACAGGAAGACGGUGUCGGAAUGAACAGCGGUCAUACGCAGAACCAAACCGAUACCUCGACGGCAGCUCCCAGCGGUACCGACGCCGCAGACCGCGAAGAAGACGAAGAAGAAUGGCGCUUCGCAGUCCUGCUCGACGGCCACGACAGCGAAGUUAAGUCCGUAUCAUGGUCUGCAUCGGGGAUGCUGCUGGCGACAUGCUCACGCGAUAAGUCAAUUUGGAUCUGGGAGGAUCUCGACGACGGCGAUAACAACUUCGAGACCGUUGCUGUGAUGCAGGAGCACAGCGGCGAUGUGAAGUGUGUUUCGUGGCACCCUUCGGAGGAGUGUCUUGCCAGUGCAAGCUACGACGAUACCAUCCGGCUUUGGCGGGAGGAUCUAGAUGAUUGGGGCCAGGUAGCAUGUAUCAAGGGACAUGAGGGGACAGUUUGGUUUUUGGACUGGGAGGGGGAGGGAUCGAAGAAUUGGAACGGACCGAUCUCCGAUUCUGUUGCGGAGUCCGAGCUGAGCGCUUUAUAUGAUCAGUGGCGGUCCCAGAGAGCUCUUUCAGGCCCCCGUAUCGUCUCCUGCUCGGAUGACCGUACCGUACGUGUGUGGCGGCGCCAGCCGAAGGCAUCGCAGCAAAAUGGGCCGAUGUCUUCUGCGACGACGGGGAUCCCGAGUAUUAUCCGGCCUACUGGGACGGACGAGAUUUGGGAGGAGGAUGCUGUGCUCCCGCAUGCGCAUGAAUUGCCUGUUUAUGCUGUUGCGUGGAGUAAGCGGACUGGGCUUGUUGCUUCGACUGGUGCUGAUGGGCGGAUUGCGCUUUAUGAAGAGCGGUUUAUUACGCAGGAGCAGCAGGCUGAUUCAGAUGCUAUGGAUACUACGUCUGGUGAUGUGCUGCGGACGGAGUGGGUGCUUGUUGGUGUUCAGGAUGGGGCUCAUGGCAUUUAUGAGGUGAAUCAUGUUGCUUGGGCGAAGAGGGCAGAUCGAGGCUCUGGGGGCGAGGAAGAAGUGCUUGUUUCGACGGCUGAUGAUGGCAGUGUCAAGGUUUGGACUGUGACACGAUGA
Messenger RNA from Penicillium vulpinum, 1341 nucleotides. It is a transcript of the gene cia1, whose product is annotated as iron-sulfur cluster assembly protein CIA1. The coding region runs from base 1 to 1341 and encodes 446 amino acids. The transcript has a single exon. Gene Ontology annotation, biological process: iron-sulfur cluster assembly. Lineage: Eukaryota; Fungi; Ascomycota; Eurotiomycetes; Eurotiales; Aspergillaceae. Gene Ontology annotation, molecular function: protein binding. The record is from RefSeq and is a predicted model, not a curated record. Gene Ontology annotation, cellular component: cytosolic [4Fe-4S] assembly targeting complex.